This is a messenger RNA of Gekko japonicus, 2468 nucleotides long. Its product is annotated as mothers against decapentaplegic homolog 4-like. Lineage: Eukaryota; Metazoa; Chordata; Lepidosauria; Squamata; Gekkonidae. Gene Ontology annotation, biological process: SMAD protein signal transduction; BMP signaling pathway; regulation of transcription by RNA polymerase II. The record is from RefSeq and is a predicted model, not a curated record. The transcript has 11 exons. Gene Ontology annotation, cellular component: heteromeric SMAD protein complex. Gene Ontology annotation, molecular function: RNA polymerase II cis-regulatory region sequence-specific DNA binding; DNA-binding transcription factor activity, RNA polymerase II-specific; I-SMAD binding. The coding region runs from base 13 to 1704 and encodes 563 amino acids.
UGCUGUGUCGUCAUGUCCCUGAACCAGCCCAGCAGCAGCGACGCCUGCCUGAGCAUCGUGCACAGCCUGAUGUGCCACCGGCAGGGUGGCGAGAACGAAUCCUUCGCCAAGCGCGCCAUCGAGAGUCUGGUGAAGAAGCUGAAGGAGAAGAAGGACGAGCUGGACUCGCUCAUCACGGCCAUCACGACCAACGGCGCCCACCCCAGUAAGUGCGUCACCAUCCAGCGCACCCUCGACGGCCGUCUCCAGGUCGCAGGGCGUAAGGGCUUCCCCCACGUGAUCUACGCCCGUCUCUGGCGCUGGCCAGAUUUGCAUAAGAACGAACUCAAGCACGUCAAGUUCUGCCAGUUCGCCUUUGACCUGAAGUACGACAGCGUCUGUGUGAACCCGUACCACUACGAGCGAGUGGUGUCACCUGGCAUUGGACUGAAUAUCCAGAAUACAGCCCCUCCCGCCCGGCUAGUGAAAGAGGAAUUCAUCCCCGACUGCAUCCACAUGGAGAUCCAGGCGCCCCCGCCGGCUGACCACCCGGGUCCCGGGAGCAAAUCCGGCCACCCGCCCGGAGACCCCUUCCAGCCCCUGUCGCCGCUGCAGCUCUCGGAAUCGCCCCGUCCUCCUGUCGGCAUCUACCCUGGACUGCCCUUGUCUCCCCCAGGGCCUCCCGGGGGUCCCCUGCUCCCCCUUCUGCACGGCGAGGGUCUCCUGCAGAUCUCGGCCUCCUCCCACACCCCAGCCCCUUCCCCGGCUCCCCCGGGAUCGCAGCAAAACGGCUGCGCCCCAAAACUGGCCUACCCGACAACCAGCUGGACUGGGACCGGGAGCAACACGAGCUACUCCUUGGGAGGAAGGGGUCAGCAGCCCACCCCUCCGCCGCCCCCCACACCGCAGCAGCAGCAGAACGGGCGGAACCACCCACCAACUCCCCUCCACCACCAAAGCCAUUACUGGCCCCCACACCACAACUCAGCUCCCUACCAGCACCCGGUUUCCAGCCACCCUGGCCCCGAAUUCUGGUGUUCCAUCGCCUACUUUGAGAUGGACGUGCAGGUGGGCGAGAUCUUCAAGGUGCCCUCCAACUGCCCCGUGGUGACCGUGGACGGCUACGUGGACCCAUCCGGGGGCGACCGUUUCUGCCUGGGGCAGCUCUCGAACGUCCACCGCACAGACGCCAGCGAGCGUGCCAGACUGCACAUCGGGAAAGGGGUCCAGCUCCAGUGCCGUGGCGAAGGGGACGUCUGGAUGCGGUGUCUGAGCGACCACGCGGUCUUCGUGCAGAGCUACUACCUGGACCGGGAAGCCGGCCGUGCUCCGGGGGACGCCGUACAUAAGAUUUACCCCGGUGCUUACAUCAAGGUGUUUGACCUGCGUCAGUGCCACCGACAGAUGCACCAACAGGCAGCCACGGCUCAGGCGGCGGCGGCGGCUCAGGCGGCGGCAGUGUCUGGGAACAUCCCCGGGCCCGGCUCGGUGGGAGGCAUCGCUCCGGCUGUCGGCCUCUCCGCAGCAGCCGGGAUCGGGGUGGACGACCUCCGCCGGCUCUGCAUCCUGCGGCUCAGCUUUGUCAAGGGCUGGGGGCCGGACUACCCGCGGCAGAGCAUCAAGCACACCCCCUGCUGGAUCGAGGUCCACCUGCACCGGGCCCUGCAGCUCCUGGACGAGGUCCUCCACACCAUGCCGCUGGCCGACCCGGCUCCCGUCAACUAGAGCGGCCGUGGAGGAGCACGGGGUCUCGGGCGCCUGGCCCCCGCGGGCUCGGUGGGGCCGUCAGCACUGUGAAAGAGACCCUCGACACACACACACAACCCCCAACUCCUGUGACGAGGGGGUUAGGGAUAGAUCCCUGCAGUCCUCGAAGGGCCCAAAGUGGUGGGAUUGUCCGCCGGCCACCACGGGAGAGGUGACUCGUCCUGACCGGAGACCAGCCACGGAGUGAGCGGACUAGGAGGACCGCCCCCUGCUCAGAUCUUCGGGCCGCCAGAGACCUGUUUGGACUGCCUCCUCGUUUACCCUGCAAAGCUUCGAAGCGGCCAAAGAUUACCUGAGCACAGUCGGCAAGCGACCCGUCUCCCGAACCCUCCUCCUAAACGACCCUUGUCCUAGGAUCUUUUCUUAUGCUUUAAUAUCAGUCAGCAGCCAAAUAAUUGAAAAUGCCAAAAAAAGAAAAAAGCAAGCAGAUGACCAUUCCCCUUUCGGCAUUGGCCAGGGGCGUCUUAAUGCCCCCGGUAGGAAUCCCUCACGCCCAGGCCCUGUUGUCCAUCACUGCUGAAGAAGAAUUAAAAAGAAAAGGCCACAUCUGACAGGUUUAACCAUAGACUUCCUGGCAAUUCCUAGAGCUACUCUUUCUCACUUCUGGUAGCUCUAGGAGUUACCAGGAACUCUAUGGUCAUGACUUCCUGUAAGUGGACGAGACCUUGUUUUUCUUUUUAAUUUUUCUCCCAGGAUGCUGCCGGCCGGCCACAGCCCUAGGA